AUGAAUUUAUUACACGCUUUCUUCCCUUCCCUCAUUCUCUUCAUCUUAUCUCUCAAUAUACCCGGCAUAAUAGGUGUACCCGUAGAGGAUACCAUCAAAGCCGACGUCGUUCACAACCUCGAGGGCCCAUCCAAAACCGAGCCCAUUCAAGCCACCCCAAAGCACCUAGUACCAAGACCCGUCUGGACAUCAUACUAUUCCCGAAGUUUUUCCAUCCGUUGCGAUGAGCCAGGCGUUGCCUUUGACCAAGCCCAAGCUCGCAGUGUAGCCCACGCCGACAGGCUUGUGCCCUGGAAUGGUCCAAUCACAUUCAUAUUAGGAGCGGAUCGCGGUACUGCCCUAGACGUGAUCGCACAAUUCACGAUUUUGUGUCGAGGUUGCAAAUGCAUGUAUCGCCCUGGAGCCGGGCUGGUACUCGAGACUGAGGGGGAUUCCGUAUGUCCGGAUUCUACCAGGGACUUUUGUAUAUUUUUCUUAGAUUGCAAAUGCGAAGUUAACUUGGACGUACCAUCCUCCCCUACACUAACUCCGGUUGAGGUUACGAUUGGAGGUAAGAGAAAGACUAUGUAUCUCCUAGGAGAUCAAAUCGGAUACAUCGGUGAGGAUCUCCCCGCGCCAAAGAGACGCGGUGGACUUUCCGAUGUCCGACCGGGUCAAUUUGAUUCAUACUCGGGGUCCGGACGCAAUGUAGUCGGGAGCAUUGAGCCACCUCGUAGACAGUUGGCUCCAGGAACUAAAGAGCCUUAUUAUUUGGAGGGCCCGGAGAGUGAUGCGGAUUUGGAUCCCCUAUCUGUGUUCCCCUUUGGGCAAAGAAACUUGGAUGAUUCCGAUGGCUUUGGUAUUUUUUAA
This is a messenger RNA of Orbilia oligospora ATCC 24927, 849 nucleotides long. RefSeq lists its product as uncharacterized. The record is from RefSeq and is a predicted model, not a curated record. Lineage: Eukaryota; Fungi; Ascomycota; Orbiliomycetes; Orbiliales; Orbiliaceae. The transcript is spliced from 2 exons. Bases 1 to 849 code for a protein of 282 amino acids.